AUGGAGAAGGGGGAUUUUGGGGUGCAGGCUGUGGUCUGGGGGCAGUGGGGGCUGGAGGGGGAAAAAGCACACACGGUUACAGAUCACCGGGUGACCCAGAGUCUAAGAGCUGAAGAGGUGCAGCCAAAGCAGGCCAUGAGCAUCCUGGUCCAGGUCCUGCUCACCUUCCUGGUGCUGUCAGCCUGCCUGGGUGAUGUGCUCACCCUGUGGACACACACACUACGGACCAACAUGCUGAAGGAGAGCAUCCAGCUGCUGGACCAGCUGCAGCAGGUGGAGGUUGCCUGUAACAACAUGAACGUGACAAAUAUUUUUGCAGAUUAUAAGAGAGGUAACAAUAUGGAGAUCUUAUGCAAAGCUGCUACGGUUGCUCAGGAGGGCCAGAGCUGCCACAAGUACCUCGAGGGCAUUUACUACAACUUGCUCAGCCUGGUCUGGGGGAGCAGAGCAAGGCACAAGAAGCCAUGUCCUGCAGCAUCAGGCAGCACCAUCUCACUGAAGGAUUUCCUCAAGGAAUUACACCAAGUCCUCCAAGAAGAGUUUAAGAGUCAGAAGUGA
This is a messenger RNA of Ficedula albicollis (Collared flycatcher), 558 nucleotides long. RefSeq names its product interleukin 4 (gene IL4). Gene Ontology annotation, molecular function: growth factor activity; interleukin-4 receptor binding; cytokine activity. Gene Ontology annotation, biological process: T-helper 2 cell differentiation; negative regulation of T-helper 17 cell differentiation; negative regulation of endothelial cell apoptotic process. The coding region runs from base 1 to 558 and encodes 185 amino acids. NCBI's taxonomy places the organism in Eukaryota, Metazoa, Chordata, Aves, Passeriformes, Muscicapidae. The transcript is spliced from 5 exons. The record is from RefSeq and is a predicted model, not a curated record. Gene Ontology annotation, cellular component: extracellular region.